UGCGAUGAACUUUACAACAGUUCUAAUGUCAUUCUUCUUCAUUUUUCCAAUAGUGUUCAACAAACCAAUUGGCAAUGAAAUCAAUGAGAUAGGACAUUUUUCGAAAAACCCGCCAUUCUACUCCACUGAUCUUUUCUCACUGAAUGAAAAUGCAAACGAGAAUUUAAGAAUGAGCCCAAUCGAAUUGAAUUUCUGGAAGAAGCUGAGAGACGGGUUCUUGGAUUUCUUGAAAAACGCGCAUGGACAUAUUGGGAAAUAAUUUAUAUAACUAUUUCAUUUGUCUGAUCCGUGUUUGAUUAUUUGAAUAAAGAAAAAUUAAA
This is a messenger RNA of Caenorhabditis elegans, 320 nucleotides long. It is a transcript of the gene Y71F9AM.8, whose product is annotated as Neuropeptide-Like Protein. The transcript has 2 exons. The record is from RefSeq and is marked reviewed. NCBI's taxonomy places the organism in Eukaryota, Metazoa, Nematoda, Chromadorea, Rhabditida, Rhabditidae. Bases 5 to 259 code for a protein of 84 amino acids.